CACUCCUCGGACACCAUCAAAUGAUGCUCUUUGGAAAAGUUUCCUGGCAGUUAUGUGGCUUAAAGAAACUCCCAUGGUCAUAUGACUCCAGAUACUUCUGGGGCUGGUUGAAUGCAGUGUUUAAUAAAGUAGAUUAUGAACGCAUCAGGGACGUGGGCCCUGACAGGGCAGCAUCCAAGUGGCUGCUGUGGUGUGGAGCCAUGGUGCGCUACCACGGUCAGGAGAGGUGGCAGAAGGACUACAACCACCUCCCUACAGGGCCUCUGGACAAAUAUAAGAUUCAAGCCAUCGAUGCUACCAACUCUUGUAUCAUGAGAAUUGGAUUUGAUCACAUGGAGGGUCUAGAACAUGUUGAAAAAAUAAGACUGUGCAAAUGUCAUUAUGUCGAGGAUGAGUGUUUGCAGAAACUUAGUCAAUUUGAAAAAUUACAGAAAAGCAUAUUGGAAAUGGAAAUAAUUUCCUGUGGGGAAUGUCACAGACAAAGGCGUCAUUGCUCUGUGUCGUUUAAGGUACCUCAAAUAUUUGUUGUUAAGUGA
Messenger RNA from Nycticebus coucang (slow loris), 536 nucleotides. Its product is annotated as ATP synthase subunit s, mitochondrial-like. Lineage: Eukaryota; Metazoa; Chordata; Mammalia; Primates; Lorisidae. The record is from RefSeq and is a predicted model, not a curated record. The transcript has a single exon. Bases 21 to 536 code for a protein of 171 amino acids.